AUGGAAAGAACUCAAAUGCAUCGACAGCUUGCUAACAUGAGGAAGUCUCUUUUCGAUCAGGGAUAUCUAGACGAACAAUUUAUUCAGUUGGAAGAGUUGCAGGACGAUGCUAAUCCUAAUUUCGUGGAGGAAGUUGUUACAUUGUUCUAUAGAGACUCAGCUCGAUUAAUCCAAAGCAUAGACCAAGCACUGGAUAAGAGCACUCUUGAUUUUACUAAGUUGGAUGGCUACAUGCACCAGUUCAAAGGGAGUUGUUCCAGCAUUGGAGCAAAAAAAGUGAAGAGUGAGUGCACACAGUUCAAGGAAUACUGCAAGGCAGGAAAUGGAGAAGGAUGCAAGAAGACUUUUCAGCAAGUGAAGAAAGAAUAUGCAACACUUAAAAAGAAGCUUGAAGCUUAUUUCCAGUUUGCAAGGCAAGUUGGGCCUGUUGAGACUGCAUGUCGGCCCAAGUAA
Messenger RNA from Ilex paraguariensis (yerba mate), 453 nucleotides. The record is from the annotation of a GenBank genome assembly. Lineage: Eukaryota; Viridiplantae; Streptophyta; Magnoliopsida; Aquifoliales; Aquifoliaceae.